This is a messenger RNA of Arabidopsis arenosa, 611 nucleotides long. Lineage: Eukaryota; Viridiplantae; Streptophyta; Magnoliopsida; Brassicales; Brassicaceae. The record is from the annotation of a GenBank genome assembly.
UUCUACUUUCUUUUUCCUCUUCUGAGCAAAAAAGUUUUACUAAUCCUUUUUUUUAUAGAAAAUUUGUGUUUUGCUUUGACAAGAAGCAAGACUAGCCUUAUCUAGAAACUUGACAUUUAUGGAGUCUCUGACGACCAAAUCCUCCACCGCGAAGAGCGUUGAGCUACCGCCUCGCCGUGGAAAGGUGAAGCGAGAGAUCUUUGGUUUCUUAGCCAAUUCCAUCGUUUCCGUGGUGAAAGCCGGUGGAUCGUUUGGGAGGAACUCCGGAGGUGGUGGUGGUGGCUCUUCUUCCUCCACCACCACUCCUCCAGGGAGUGGCUACACCUCCGAACAAAACAACGAAUCCACUUAAACAACAAACAGACAUGAAGACAUAAUUACGAAAGUGCCACCACCAUGGCACUCUUGAGAGAAAGCUGAGUGGUUCUGUUCGUUUUAGAAAACAGAACGCUACUUUUUUCUCCAAGUCCGGUUCGGUUUUAUGGUGGUUUGUUUUCUUAUGUGUGGUACAACCCGGUUUAACUUCGGUUUUUUGUAGGUUAAACUGGGAAUACGCAAUGGUGUGAUUAAUUUGCUUUUGAUUAUGUUGUAAACAAAAUUAUCUCCCUAAU